AUGCAUCUUGAAAAAGCGACUAAAGAAGACGACCAGACUUUCUGGAAGCUGUUUGCUGCUCAUGCGGCUUCCGGAAAAUUUGACAACCUCAAGCCCUUCAAAGGCCUUGUGAUGGCUGUUUCCGUUCGACAUGAACGAGAGAGUGUUGGAAAAUCAUUAACGGGUGUGCAAUUCUCUCCUCAAUUCGACGACUUCAUGAUGACUUUGGCUGCGAUCAGCCCCAGAGGUGCCCAUUUUUUCCAAGAAACGUUCGCAGGCCGAUCACUUAGAAGUCAACGGGAUAUUCGUGCAAAGACUUCCAUGCAGCUUACAGAUGGACUCUCAGUCAUCAACUUUGAACGGAUCAGCUCAAUUUUGAAGACCUUGGACUACUCGGGGCCAUUGGCUGUGGGUUCUGAUCAGACUGUGUGUCUGAAAAGUUUACGAGUUCAUAAUGGAUUUCUUGUUGGUGCUCAAGGCGGUGAUAUCAAGUUUGAUUCGGAGGAACAGUUGAAGUCAUUAACUCAAGAUAUUGUCAAAUCCCAGAAUUUUUGCCCAAAAUUGAGAGCCUACACCAUUCAAGUUCCUUUACCUGGCAUUCCAACUUAUGUUGUUGCUCUUCUAGCCAGCAAAGAUAAGGAGUCUUCAAGCGACAUUGUUGAAACACACACAAAAUUUGUCAAAAUGUGUGACAAGUCCGGCAUGAAGAUACUAUCUCUUGCCUCUGAUGCUCAGAUGGAUCUCACCAAAAUAUCUGAUGCGCACCUCACGUUUGUCCGACCCAAAUACAACGUCAACAUCAAGCUUCCCUUGAUUGGAAAUCCGCCUCGACCUCUAGUGGGAGUACAAGAUCCUAAGCAUGCUAGGAAGACAUGCGUGAAUCAAAUUCUGUCAGGUGCUCGACUUCUCUCGUUUGGUAAAUAUUGGAUAUCAAUACUACAUCUCUCGACCAUUGUUGAAAAUCAAGACUCAUCACUCUACGUUAAGGAUGUCUUCAACUCUGACAAACAGGAUGAUGGUUGGGCAUAUUGUGUUUUCAAUGAAGAUACUCUCAAGAUUGCCUUGCAAAAUAACGAUUGCACCGGUCUUGCUCUCUACCUGUUUUACCUUGUCGAACAACAAAAGGCCACAUCUGGUGUUAUGUCUCUCAACAGGAAUGGCAUUUCAUAUCCAAGUCAAAAGAUUCUAGCCUCACUUGCCGAUUCCCUCCUCGGCCUCAUCAUCUCACACCGUGAAUAUUAUGCCAAUGUACCUUUGAUGCCUUGGAAACAUGGAACUGAGGCCUGUGAGCAUAUAUUUGGAUGGAUGCGAGUCAUCCUUCCCAAUUUUACUGUGUUGGAUGCAAGGCAAAUGAUGCCUAAGAUCUUCAUCAUUGUGAAAAGCAUCAUGUCCGGAAAAGUUACCGAUACUCCUUUUCAGAAUCUUGUGUCCAGAAAAAUAGAUGAUCUACUCUCAAUUGCUCGAAAACGUGCGGUGUGGAAAGUAAGGCGCGCCCUAGGAGAUUUCUUGUACUUCUCCGCUCCGCAACACGUCCUACUCCGGUUUGUUGUCCGGGGUAACUUGCUUGAUGGUCUUGUAGGUAACACUCUAACUCUAGUCUAUCUCUAACAAUUCUUUAGGCUAAUACACGAUUCACUCCUAAGUCACUCUGUUUUUCUGAUAUGUUCUGA
Puccinia graminis f. sp. tritici CRL 75-36-700-3 is the source of this 1649-nucleotide messenger RNA. RefSeq lists its product as uncharacterized. Bases 1 to 1587 code for a protein of 528 amino acids. The transcript has 6 exons. The record is from RefSeq and is a predicted model, not a curated record. NCBI's taxonomy places the organism in Eukaryota, Fungi, Basidiomycota, Pucciniomycetes, Pucciniales, Pucciniaceae.